Colletotrichum lupini is the source of this 552-nucleotide messenger RNA. RefSeq lists its product as uncharacterized. Lineage: Eukaryota; Fungi; Ascomycota; Sordariomycetes; Glomerellales; Glomerellaceae. The transcript is spliced from 4 exons. The record is from RefSeq and is a predicted model, not a curated record. The coding region runs from base 1 to 552 and encodes 183 amino acids.
AUGCAAGAUGAGAGUCGGAUCACAGACAUGCUCGAGCAGUUAAUAUAUGCACUCUUGUACCCAACUAGCCGCGUUGAUAUUGCCAACUCGUUGCUUUACGCAAGCUGCUUCCCUGAUCGAAUCUUUCUACGUACCAAAGAUGAUGGAGGCGGUGCCCGUACAGAAACUAGGGACUGGGUGGAUGGAGAUGGGUUCGUGACCCUACACAGUCCGUUGAUGUCAACUUCAAGUCUCAACUGGCCCAUGCAUGUUGGACGCAAAGUCCCGGCGACCCUCGCCAGAGGUUACCGACACACUGACCUGGGCAGAACCCGACCCGUCCCUGUCCUGUACAGUCGCAUCCUCGGCGGGACUGGUCAGCCCCAGGUCACCCCUCCUUUCCCGCAACUGGACAGACCCGAGGUGAUCAAGGGACUCUGGGUGGUUCCGCAGUCCUGCCAUACACAAACUUGCCCGAUAUUUGCUGACCGGUACGGAGCCCAAUGCUCUCACUCUCUCCAUGGCCUCAACAAUGGCAUCAUGGACAUGCCCUGGUCCCAGACUUUUGAAUGA